AUGUCCAUACAGCAUCCAAACUCUCUGGAAAGCUUCCUACAAGAGGUGCAAAGCCAAUUCGAGCAACGAUUGCGGAUCGAAGACCUACUCGCCUUGUCGAAGAAGCUUCAAGCUGAGCUUCAAGAGCAGCUCACCUCCGGCCCGCAGUCACAACGCAUGCUGCCUUCUUUAAACUAUGAACUACCUACUGGACAAGAGCAAGGAACAUUUCUGGCAUUAGAGGUUGGUGGCUCAAAUCUACGGAUGGCGCUGGUGGAGCUUAAUGGAAGGGAUCUGGGCAUGCGGAUCCAAAAAACAAUGUGCUUUCCCAUAGAUACGGUCACACGGCAGCUGAAGGAGUAUGCUUUCUUUGACUGGAUGGCGGAGCGGAUUGGGGAAUUGCUUGGGGUGGAAGCCAAACCCUCCGGCGAUAUGGAAGGCAAUGGACCUCUACCAAUGGGCGUUGCCUGGUCCUUUCCCCUCGAUCAAACAUCCAUAAGAAGCGGUAAUGUGCUGGGCAUGGGCAAGGGAUUUCAUUGUUCCGAGUAUCUCGUUGGUCGUGACCUUGGGGAAAUCAUCACAAAAGCUUCCCAGCGUGCUAAGCUCAAUGUUCGUCUUGAUGCCAUAGUCAACGACUCCUCCUCAGCCCUCCUUGCCCGCGCGUACCUUGAUCCUGCCACACGCUUAGCUACAAUUCUCGGAACCGGCAUGAAUGCCGCUGUACAUUUGCCAAUUGCCGCCCUGGAUUCGUCCAAGUUCCGAUCAAGGGCGCCACCAGUGGGAAAUAUUACCCACGUCCUGACCAACACUGAGCUCAGCAUGUUCGGCAAAGGCAUAUUUCCUACGACUCGUUGGGACGACAUUCUUAAUACUGCACACACCCUCCCAGACUACCAGCCGUUCGAAUACCUUGUUGCGGGCAAGUACACUGGCGAGAUUGUACGGUUGAUAAUUGUGGAAGCCACACAAACAGCCGGGCUUUUCGAUGGACUACUGUCACAAUCGUUUGGCAAUACUCCUUAUGCAUUUGACACCAAGGAUCUGGCUUUUAUCGAUAUUGACACAUCACCUGGGCUUGCAGCCUCGCGCGCUUUGUUCCAGCAACGGCAUCCAUUCCCUCAUAUACCAAGCGAGAGGGAUAUCGUGUUCAUCAAAGACGUCGUGAGACGGGUGUCCACCCGCUCGAUUGCCUAUUUCACGGUCGGAAUACAUGCGUUAACGGCAAUGCUUCAAAAACUAGAGACCAUAGACAUGGACCAUGUCACCAUUGGCUGUGAUGGCAGCAUCAUCAAUAAAUACCCUGGCUACAUGGAGAGGGCGCAGGCAAUUCUGGAUGAAAUGGUAACACAUGACAGCGUUGCAGGAAAGAAGAGAAUAGUUUUGGAGAGCACGAUAGACAGUGCCGUGCUUGGAGCCGCAGUUGCGGGGGCUAUGGCCGCCAGUGUGGUGAAUUCUUGA
This is a messenger RNA of Letharia columbiana, 1437 nucleotides long. RefSeq lists its product as uncharacterized. Gene Ontology annotation, biological process: glycolytic process; glucose 6-phosphate metabolic process; intracellular glucose homeostasis. Lineage: Eukaryota; Fungi; Ascomycota; Lecanoromycetes; Lecanorales; Parmeliaceae. The transcript is spliced from 3 exons. The record is from RefSeq and is a predicted model, not a curated record. The coding region runs from base 1 to 1437 and encodes 478 amino acids. Gene Ontology annotation, cellular component: mitochondrion; cytosol. Gene Ontology annotation, molecular function: ATP binding; mannokinase activity; fructokinase activity.